This is a messenger RNA of Macrosiphum euphorbiae (potato aphid), 390 nucleotides long. Lineage: Eukaryota; Metazoa; Arthropoda; Insecta; Hemiptera; Aphididae. The record is from the annotation of a GenBank genome assembly.
AUGACUAUUCACACCGACGAUGGAGCUGAAUCGGCGAUGGAGACGGAUGGCGAAGCGUGGAAGGAAGUCGUUGGUAGGAAAACAACCUCAGCACCUCCCAAUGGUAGAACGGUGGGCCAACACAUACCUCUGAGAACAGGGGCCAAGCACAUGGCUAAGCCCCCGGCUGUCUUAGUCAAGUUGGCUGCUGGCUCGUCAUACGCAGACACCGUUCGCGCAAUUAGGCAGAACAAAGAGAUAAACUUAUCGGAGCUGGGAGGUCAGGUAACCGGCAUGCGUAAAACCAGGGAUGGUCAUCUGCUAGUCGAGCUGGACAAAGGUGCUGGAUCUGCAGUAGCAGCACAGAAGUUGUCGUCGGCCAUUGCUACCAGGCUGGGUGACGCUGUCUGA